Staurois parvus is the source of this 254-nucleotide messenger RNA. The record is from the annotation of a GenBank genome assembly. NCBI's taxonomy places the organism in Eukaryota, Metazoa, Chordata, Amphibia, Anura, Ranidae.
AGACUGAAAAAUUAUGUCAGCUCGGAGAAGGAGCUUGUGGAUUUUGUAACUCUGGAGCAGAGGCAGGGGCGGACCCAGGGGUGGACUGACAACUCAUGGAGCCCCCGGGCAAUAGAGGAUCAUGGGGCCCCUGUGUCUUUGCCCAAACUCAAAAAAAGCCUAUGAAAAAGGUACCAGGGGCAUCUCAUGGGGCCCCCUACUGACCCCGGGCCCUCGGGCAGUGCCCGAGUUUCCAAAUGGUCAGUCCGCCCCUG